Molecule: messenger RNA, 774 nt
Organism: Porites lobata
Lineage: Eukaryota; Metazoa; Cnidaria; Anthozoa; Scleractinia; Poritidae
Source: the annotation of a GenBank genome assembly
AUGGGAAAUUGUUUUGCGAUUUGUUUCGAAAAAAAAGAAACUUUUUCAGACACAUGUCUUGGUGAAAAAAGUGAAAAAAGUUUAUCGACAGCAGACAUAAGGUCGGAGAAGUCGGAGAAAGUUAGAAACAGUAUGCCCAGGGUUCAAUCAAAAGUAUGGAGGCGGAAGAAGAAUCCACGUGUGGCGCCGCUGAUCAGAUCAACGCGGAGGAGUAAUGAUGACAGCAUUGGUGAUACUAACAGCAGCAAACUGACACUUCAGGGAAGCUGUACACAUUUUCUUGAUCCGGUGUCUGGGUCAUCAGAGAGUAUAAUUAAGUCCGUUAGUGACAUUUUUGAAAUAAGCCGCCUCAAUAUUAAAAGAAAGAAAGACCUGAGCAGCCGCCGCAUCAUCCGUCCGGCUAACAUUAGAAGCAUCAGCAACAGCAGCAGAUCAAGAGAAGGUAAACUGUCUAGUGUCCGUUCAGCAAGCUACGAGGAUUCCAGCCGGACAUCGUCAGUAAGUAAUUCAGUGCAAUCAACAUCACUGAGUGUCAAGAUAGAGCAGCCAGAAGGUAAAACUCAAGGAAGGCUUAUUAUAGUUCAACCAUGCAGCAGUUUAACACCAAGCUCAUAUGACAGCUUAAGCUCUGAGAAUUUUCCCAACUGGAUUUACCCUGGUAAAGUCCGUUCAUUAUCUGAUUCAAAUUCAUUCGGUUCCUGGUCUGUAAGUCUAGGUCAGUUUGAUGACUACAGCGAAGAAGAAUCCGCUCCAGUACAUCCUUACGAUCCCUAA